Corythoichthys intestinalis (scribbled pipefish) is the source of this 2399-nucleotide messenger RNA. It is a transcript of the gene eps8l1a, whose product is annotated as EPS8 signaling adaptor L1a. Gene Ontology annotation, molecular function: actin binding. Gene Ontology annotation, biological process: regulation of Rho protein signal transduction; Rho protein signal transduction; positive regulation of ruffle assembly. The record is from RefSeq and is a predicted model, not a curated record. NCBI's taxonomy places the organism in Eukaryota, Metazoa, Chordata, Actinopteri, Syngnathiformes, Syngnathidae. Gene Ontology annotation, cellular component: plasma membrane; ruffle membrane; vesicle. The transcript has 14 exons. Bases 83 to 1636 code for a protein of 517 amino acids.
CUCGUGUAAACAGCUCAGCUCAGUGAGCGCACAAAGAUUGUCUUCUGUAGCCUGGACUUAAACCCUCAGACCGCAACAAAAGAUGUCAGCACAACCGCCAAAGUUGAUUCCUCGAAAGCCUUCAGGCGUCCGAGUCAUGCCCGUCCCAAAGCACCAGAUUCUUCGUAAUGAGCUUCCUGAAAGAACGGAUUCUGAUAGAGAGAAUGACGCCAAUGAAGAGUCAAACCCCUCAUCUUUAAAUGCAGAGAGAGAAGUGGCGAUUCUGAACCACUGUUUCGAUGACAUCGAGCGAUUCAUGGUGCGUUUGCAGCAGGCGGCUGAGGCACAAAGUAUUCUCAAUCAGAGGAAGAAAAGAAGCAGGAAGAGUUGGAAGCAAAGCCAAGAUGGCGAUGACUUGAUGACGCUGAAAGCAGUUCCUCCAUCAGAGGAGGAAUUUGUGGGCAUAUUUGAGAAGAUCAAGUACUCCUUUAGUUUGCUGGAUCGCGUCAAGUCAGUCAUAACUGAUCCGACUGCACCAGAGUUGCUGCAUCAUAUCUUUUUGCCACUUUUACUGCUGGUGAAAACCACAGGUGGGCCAACAUUAGGCGGGUCAGUCGUCAGUCCCGCGCUGACGACUGGUGCUGUUUCGCUACUUCAGGAGCAUCUCGCUGAAGACGAAAAGCAGCUCUGGAUAGAGUUAGGGCCCAACUGGACUUCUCCUUGCUCCCAACUGGGUGUGUCUGUUCCUCCUUACUCGCCCGUCUUCCUGGAUGGAUGGCAGCCACAGGCAUUUGACUCCUCUGGUUUGCCUUUGGAAGAUCCCGUUGAGUCGCAGCACAAACAAGAUGUUUACGUUCAGAGUAAACAGGCUGUCGGAGGCCACGUUGAAGAGACUGAUGAAGUAGAGGGAACUGGACUUCCACCACCAGGGGAGAGACAUUACUGCUGCACUUAUGAUUUUGUUGCAAGAAACAGCAGUGAGCUCUCGGUCCUGCAAGGAGAAACACUGGAGAUCCUGGAUUCUUCAAAACGAUGGUGGAAGUGUCGCAAUCGCUUUGACCAGAUAGGAUUUGUUCCACAUAAUAUCUUGGAGCCAAUGUCAGCUUUAAAUAACACCUGUGUCGAAAAGCCAGUGAAGUCACCAAUCUCUCCUUGCACGACGUUCUUUCCGCACGCUCCACUGAGCCCAGUUGGCAUUACUCCGACUGCGACGUACCAAACUGCACAGCCUCAGAACAUGAAUUCAUCACCCGCAACGAUAAACGGAGACAAUGGCGAGCGAGUGCUGAUUAUGAAUGACGAACUUCUUCGACGAAUGGCUCAGAAAAGAGUCUCCGGCAACCGUCCUUCUUUCAUGCAGUCUCGCUCGGUGGAAGCUCCUCUUCCCUUGAACUAUCACUCGCAACCAAAUGAAGUAGAGGCCUGGCUUGAAGCAAAGGGCUUCAGUAAACAGACGGUCCAGAGUCUUGGCGUUUUAACCGGAGCACAGCUUUUUUCCCUGAACAAAGCGGAGUUCUGUGAAGUGUCACAGGAGGAAGGCGUCAGAGUUUACAGCCAAAUUAUGAUGCAGAAGGCCCUUCUCGAGGAUGUGCGUAAAGUCUCUGAAUUGGAGAAGGCAAUGGAGAGGCAAAAGCUGAGGAUCGGCAUGAUGGAGUGAGACUCUUUGCCAACGUGACAAUUUGAAUCAUUUAUUUGUUAUGAGUCCUAUGUACAGCUGACGGAUGUGUCAAGUAGUUUUGCUGCGGAUUGACAAAAGAUCAAGGUAAAAAGUGAAUGUAUUACAAGAAUAGACUGAGAUAGUUCUUAAAGCUAGAAACCCAUAAAAUGUGCAUUCUGAAAAUACUGUGACAUGACUGUUGCAUCUGCUAUCAAAUGCUAUUAAACACUCUUUUCAUUUACUAUAAAUAUAACAGGUGAAUUAUUGGAGGUACUGUUAUAUGUGCAUUUCUGUAAGAAAUCAUUGCUGUAGUAAAAGCAUUUUAGUACUAUGUAAUUGCAGCCGAACAAACGGGUUUACAACAAAACAUGCAAUUUUUUAGGGCAUAACAUUUACCAAAAUAUGCCAUCUGAGAUAUUCCAAGAUCUACAUUAUUGAAGCACUAGCCAUUUUUUCAUGUUUAAUUGCAAUUAUAUGAUGUUUAAGACCUUUUAAUUGAAGUUCACAUCUUACAUUUCAAAACUAUUUCUGCAUGUAAUUUUAGAUGGUAAGAUUUCACUGAAGUGAAGGCAAUAUAAAGAAGAAUUCAAUGAUUUCUUGGCAGCAGUGUGCAGUUUGAGCGAUUGUGUGUAAAUGUACAUCUAUGUACAGUGUAUCACAAAAUUGAGUACACCCCUCGCAUUUAUCAGCAUUAUUUAGCAAAUAUUUAAGUAUAUCUUUUCAUGGGACAACACUGGCAAAAUGACACUUUGACACAAUGAAA